Molecule: messenger RNA, 2691 nt
Organism: Polypterus senegalus (gray bichir)
Lineage: Eukaryota; Metazoa; Chordata; Cladistia; Polypteriformes; Polypteridae
Product: BTB/POZ domain-containing protein KCTD21-like
Exons: 2
Coding region: 324-1148 (274 amino acids)
Biological process (GO): protein homooligomerization
Molecular function (GO): protein binding
Source: RefSeq, a predicted model, not a curated record
GCUUGCCGCGGACUCGCCUACUUUGAAAUGUGACGCUCGCUCCGUAGACACAAUUUACUUGGGGCUGGCUUGCUCUCUUCUUUCAGUUUGCUGCUGUUUGGCUUUCUCAGGAUCUCGAAGUGUAACGUCCCGGGCUGAUGGGGCGCUUCUAUGGACCGGACAGCCCGAGGAGGAGGAGGUAUAAAGUUUCGCUUUCGCUCGCCGUCUGAUGAAAUUAAAUCGCGCUGUUAUGCAAUGCCUGAAUCAGCUGACUGAAAGCAGUAAAACCGGCAGCUAAGUAUUAAGCUUUGUGUUAAACAAGAAGAGGAAAACAGACCUAUAUCAUGUUAAACUUGAAUAACCCGGAGAAAAGCGCCUUCAGCGACCCUAUUUCAUUAAACGUCGGGGGGCAAGUUUACACGACCACCCUGGGCACGCUGACCAAGUUCCAGGACUCUAUGCUGGGCGCUAUGUUCAAAGGGGAGCUACCACUACUCAAAGACGACAAAGGCAACUACUUUAUCGACAGGGACGGUAAAAUCUUCCGGCAUAUCCUCAACUACCUGCGAUCGAGCUGCCUGGACCUCCCGAUUGGCUUCACAGAGAUGCCGCUGCUCAAAAGGGAGGCUGACUUCUACCAGAUCCGACCGCUGCUAGACGAGAUCGGACAGCAGGAGGCGCAAGACGUCGCCGGGGCUUGCAGUCGCAGUGCCGUCCUCAGUGUGGACGUGAACUGUCAAGAUCGCGUGCUGCACUUCAACUGGAAACGGGCGCCCGAGAACUACGAGCUCUUCACUUGCUCCGUCAGACUCCUCACCGCCAACGUCUUCUGCACCUCCUGCGCAGUAGUCGAGCUCUUGUGCCGCGCCUUCACCUACUGGACGUCUGGGGGUGCUGUGUCGCCCCUUCCCCUGGAGGGCGAACCUUGUUACUUGAGACUUGAAUGGACGCCCCGUCCACCAGAGUUGACCCAGGAGCAGUAUAACAAACACCGUUACCGUCAGUUAAGAGCACCUUGUGGACGGGAGAUUCUUGACUGUCGCGGCUUAGUGGAAGAGAUGCUGAAAGUGGCUUUAGCGCACGGUUUUAGGGUGGACUCCAUAUUCCCGGACCAUUCGGAUAUUUUAAACAGCAGCUCCCUGCGCUUCGUCCGCUACUGUACCAACUAAUAGUGGAGGUGGACCAGGGACACCAUGGUUGCCUUGUAAACUGCCGGCUCUUCCACUGAGGGGGAACUUAAUACUCAUGCAAAAUCAAUGCUUUUGCAAACCUACUCAGCAGUGCCUAUGGAAACUUUUGUGCACAGCUGAACAAGACAAACAAAAACUGACAUUCUUAACUUGAAAACCAUUCUAUAAAACUCCUGAAAAGGCUGUUACAGCUUAGGCAAUUUUUAACUAAAUGCUAGGAAUAUGAACCCUUUGGGAAAUCGUGAGGGAUAAGCUUCAGACUUCUAUGAUGAUUGGCAAAUGACCAGUAUCCUCUGGAACGGAAGCAGACAAGUACCCGUUUUGCACAGAAUACAAACGGACACUUGAAUUCAUGUUCUGCAAUAUUUUUGGUUAUACUUGAAAUCAUUCUUAACUGACGUUUUAAAUGAAAAUUUCCAUAAUGUUUUAGCAGAUUUGAGAGGCAGUUACAGUCUAGUAAGAAAGCUAAUAGUAAGAGGUCAAACUGUGCUUUACCAUAGCAGUAAUUAUGAUAGUGAAAUAUUUUGUGAAGGAAUUUUGAAAAGUGAAAUAUGAAAAUGAAAUGGAGAGAAUUUGAACUCUGUGAAAUGUUUCAAAAUGCAAAAUGCAAAAUAAAAUUACACUGAAGAUUUAAGAACUGAAUCCUCAUGCCAUAUCAUAUGACAUGAAUCCGUAAUACAUCAAAGCAGUCUUAGAAAUGCACAUUGGAUGUUGCCAAAGAAGCCUAUAUAAUGUGCAUUUUAUAACAUUUAGAUGUAAAUUUCUGUCAUUCACUUAGGGUUUGAAAAUCAGACUCAAACAUUUCUCACUAAAAUUAAUUGAAAAAAAAAAUGCAAAUGUUAUAUUGGGCGUUUGAUAUAAAUGGAGAUGCUUCUCGCUUCCAGGGUGCUACUCCCUUCAUGGAGUUUGCAUGUUCUCCUCAUGUCUUCAUGGGUUUCCUCCAACUACUGCCGUUUUCUCACACACUCCAAAGAAAUGCAGGUUAGUUAGUUUGACUGGUGUUGCUAAAUUGGCCGUGAUGUGUGCGCUUAUAUGAGUGUGUUCGCUCUGUAUUGGAGUGACACCCUGUUGGGGGGAUUGUUUCUGCCUCAUUCCCAAAACUUACUGGGAUACUCUCCAGCUUCCCUCCAUCCCUGCUCUGAAUAGGCAGGUUUUGGAAAUGGAUAGAGGGAUGAAGAUGCUUCAUUAAAGUGGUUACAAUUUGAAGGUGGAAAUAAUUAUACAAAAUAAUGCACAGUUAAUCAGGUGUGGUUUAUACUUUUCUUUAGUCACAGAGAAAGCAGGAUAGCACAGUAGUGUCUCUACACUUGGUUGCUGUAUUCUCAGUGUUCAUUUGGUCUUCUUGUAGCAUCUCAUGUUUUGUUUUACCCCACAGACAUGAUGAAGUAAGUUCCAUUGCUAACUCCAAACUGACCCUCUAUGUGGUUGUGCCCAUUUCACUACACUGACACCAUCCAUCCAUCCUCUUCCGCUUAUCCGGAGUCGGGUCGCGGGGGCAGCAGCUUAAGCAGGGAGGCCCAGA